This is a messenger RNA of Dichomitus squalens LYAD-421 SS1, 2895 nucleotides long. RefSeq lists its product as uncharacterized. Gene Ontology annotation, molecular function: protein binding; snoRNA binding. The transcript has 8 exons. Gene Ontology annotation, cellular component: Pwp2p-containing subcomplex of 90S preribosome; small-subunit processome. NCBI's taxonomy places the organism in Eukaryota, Fungi, Basidiomycota, Agaricomycetes, Polyporales, Polyporaceae. The record is from RefSeq and is a predicted model, not a curated record. Bases 1 to 2409 code for a protein of 802 amino acids. Gene Ontology annotation, biological process: maturation of SSU-rRNA from tricistronic rRNA transcript (SSU-rRNA, 5.8S rRNA, LSU-rRNA).
AUGGAACGAGUACAAUUCCAGCAGGAGCAGAUGCUCACUGAGCUGAAGGACCUCGUCCAGAAGGGUCUGUUCUCACAAAAAGAGGUGAAGCACAUCAUGCAAAAGCGGACCGCGUUCGAAACUGCACUUGUGCGACGCAUACCGAAGAAAAGCGACUUCCUCCGUUACGCAACUUACGAAAUGAGCCUAGAGGCGCUACGGAGAAAGCGUGCGGAACGUCUAAAAAUAGCGAAGGGACCUCCGUCGGUGUCCGACUAUGCCCUCGUCCGACGACAAUUCCAGAUUUUCGAACGCGCCCUCAAGAAGUUCAAGGGGGAUGUCGGCCUUUGGAUCCAGUACAUCCUAGUCGCGAAGAAGGAAGGGGCGCGUGCAUUAGUCGGGCGAAUCACCGCACGGGCCCUCCAACUGCACCCUAACGUACCUGCGCUGUAUGUGCUCGCAGCCUCCCAUGAACUCGAGCAUCUUUCACCCACGGCUGCUCGUGCGUUGCUGCAGCGUGGCCUGCGUCUGAACUCCGACAGCGUCGAGAUGUGGAGAGAGUAUGUGCGGAUGGAACUGGGGUUCGUGGAAAGCUUGAGAAGAAGGUGGAGCGUGUUGGGAAUCGAUAUGCAGCGUAAAGGCGAGGACGCCGGUUCGGGAAAAGGCAAGGGCAAAGAGAGGGAAAGCGGGACGGACGAUAUCUGGAGUGGGAUCGGAGACGAGGAAGGAGAGGCCGAUGGCAUGGACGUGGAUGCUGAACAAGACUUGCCGGAAGACGAGGUCGCACGGAGACACAUUAUGGAGGGUGCCAUCGUCAAGUCCGUGAUCUCAAGUGCGGUGAAAGCGAUACCGAGGAUCGACUUGUUCGCUUCACUUCAUGAACUCAUCUCCACCUACCCUUCCCCGCCCACGCUCCGCGAAUCUCUCCUCGACCACCUACAUGACCACCUUCGUGAGACUCUUCCCUCGCUCCCAGCCGCAAUCAAGCUUUCCGCGACGCGGAAUCUCACGCCCGACAUGGUGGGAGAGCCUCUCGUGGACGCACUGAAGAGUGCGAACGAGCAGUUAAUAGCUGCCGUGAGAACUGCCGCCAACUCAAGCGAUCCAGGUGUCGCAAAAGUGUAUUCCGAGUUUGUUGAAGAAUGGUGCGGGCAGGAGGUUGACGAUAGCCUGAAAGCCUACCUGAUCACGUCCGUCCACCUCCUGAUACAGCAGCUUCCCGCCCCUGUCCCACCCGACUUGCUCGCGGCACACAUACGGCUACUGUCGUCACAUCAGGCGUCCCUCGGAUCCGCGCUGCUUCCGCCUAAGGCGAACACGCCCGACAAGAUACUCCGCGUGGCGCGCAAACAUACCAGCAAGGCGCCCACACGGUCUAUCGUGUGGCUUGCGCGACUUGCGGCUGAAAAGCAGUUUGCCGAGCCAAAGGACGUGGAACAAGCAUGGACGGAGGCGCGAAAGCGCGUCGAAGUUGAUGGGAUCCAAGAUGUCUGGCUCUGGGGACUCGACCCGGAAAAUCGGGCCACGCUCCGCUCGACAGCAGCAACAGACGAGACCUCGCCAUCUACGCAACAUGACGACAGCGAAGCUGAUGCGAAUGCGGAAUUGCAGCUGCUGGAGCUUUUGCUGCACGAGAGCCAGCUUAUCCAGGAUCCCGCCGCGGCGAGCGCGCUCCACGAGGUGCUCCUGAUACGGUACGCAGCGGCCUCGCACCGCGCGCUGGCGCUCCUCUAUUGGCCCAAGAUCACGCACGACGACCGUCACGGGAGCACGUCAGCGAUCGCGGCACCGCCAGCCGCACGAUCGCCCUCGCGGGGCGGCAAAGCUGAGAAGGCGAGCGAGCUCGCGCAACGCGGGAGCGCACGUGCGCAGCCGGCGUGGCGCACACAAGACCCGGACGUCUCCAACUCGCGAGAAGCUUACGGCUCGCAGUCGAGCUCCACGUCAGCAGCAGGCAGCACUUGCCGUCCACCCGUCGACGCGCGCCUUGCACGCGUGCGCCGCAUCGGCACCGCUUACGUGCCCUCCGCGCGGGUGUGGUCCGAAGUGUUCAGCCAGGAGUCGGGUGGGGUCAGCCACGCCGUGACGAGUGGGGCUGAUAUUACUGCUGAUGGCGGGCAGGUCUAUUCUGGGCACGUCGACGAUGACGCUCGCGUGCUGCGCUCGGUAUACGAGUACUGGCGUCAGCGAGACGGGGUGGGGGCAACUAUCGCGUGGGCCGCGUGGUUGCUGCGGACAGGGGACGGGAAGGAGGCGGUAGCCGUCAUCUCUAGGGCGCGGAGCGUGCUCGGGGAAACCGAUGGCGAGACGGUCGAGAGGAGGUGGAAGGCGGUUCUCGAUGGGCAGGAUUCCCGCGAGGGGGGCGCGGGAGAGGAACACGGAGAGGAUGGCCGUGCGGAUGCGGGUCCGAUAGAUUCAAGAGGCACGUAGUGUGAAGGCAUCCUCAGUUAGGAUAGUCCGGAGCGCGUGCGCGAUGGAGGAUUUAGCACGCGUUUAGCUUGCUUGACUUGUUCUGGCGUUGUCGUUUAUAAAUGACGUGGCGUUUUCUGAGUAUUUAGGUUGGUUACGAAGGCACUGCGAGAAUCAAAGUGGGAUAUGUCAUAAAGGCAGUACGGCACGCUGCCGCGGAUUCUAGUUACUGGGAGCGCUCUAUCUGGAAGCAAUCGAAGCCGGGAAGCGGCAUGUCGCAAUUCUAAGUAGUGCGGCAACGGUGUUAGUCUCCGAGCAUGUGCUCCAGGAAUGGGGAUGCCGGCGGCGAGCGAGAGACGUUCGAAUCUGGCGUUUCUCCGCGCAUUUGAGGACAUGCGCGAAUCCGACCGUCAGAGACGGGUCUAUCAGUUCCGGCCCUUUCACCGGACUCGGGGACAGUUCAGUUCCUGGAAAUGUACAGAUCGCUCACAAGGGUCUGGAUCAGUA